AGCCUCACCUGGCUGAGAGCAGAAGGAGGUGAAGACUCCACUGUGUCUCUUUUUUACACUGAAACUGAAGAAGUCGCGGAGUCACCUGUUGUUUGUUUGUGUGUUUUUCUUAAAUUAAUUUACGACUCAUUCGGACUUUUAUUUUUGAAACCGCAGCUGAGUGUGACGUUCACGGUCCCGCGGGAAAGACUGGUUUCACUCUGAUAAAUUCACAUUCAAGUGUUUGACACUUCCGGGUUCAGACUUGGUUCAGACUUGUGUGAGAAAACAGAGCGACAUGAACAACAUGGAGAUGAAACCGCUUCAUACGAACGGGAAUGAUGCAGCGGCCCAUUUAAAUGAACGGGUGACGGCGGUAAAUGGAGACAGCACGGACAAAUCCUCAGCUGCAACAGAAAGAGACGUUUUACUUUCCAGACAGGGUGCUGAUCACAACGGGGACGCGAUCACCUCCAGCCAUGAAAUGGAAGCCCAAACAACUGUGGGAUGCACGUACGACUCUAAAGAGUCGAGCACCAUCAGCAGGAUUCUGAGGGAACUGAACUCUGAGGUUCUCCACAGAGUCAAACUAUGGAUGGCCUUAAUCCUCAUUGCUGUCGUCAUCGUUGCUGUGGUUCUCAUUUCACUGGCGGCGUGUGCAGCGCUCCACGAGGACGUGGACGACAUGUUUGACCCGUCACUGUUUAUCGUCCCUCUGAAUUUCAACGGGAGCUUCCAGCUGCCAAACCAGGUCUUCACCGAGGAACUUUUCAUCUUUUCAUCCAACGAGAGCCAAACCCUCUCUGUUGACCUCCAAGAAAAGCUCUCUGACCUUUACAGAGCCUCUCCUGCUCUGGGACGAUACUUUUCCACGGCUGAGAUAUAUGCUCUACGAAACGGCUCGGUCAUCGCUGACUACCAGCUGUCGUUCCUUCUGCCUGAAGAGCAGCAGGAGGAGCUGAGAAACUUCACCCUGAGCAGGGAGAUGGUCUACAACGUCUUCAGGCAGUUCCUCUACGACCAGGAAAUAGAGCAGACCUCGCCCAUGUACAUUUAUCCCCGGUCCCUGUUCAUGUUUUGACAUGUUUGACUCCUGGAAAACCGGAGCGUCUUGAUUUUUGUCCUGAGUUUGAAACGAGGAACUCGCUCGUCACACGCUCGUUCACGUCCUACUUUUUUUCUGUCUGCAUAUGACAAGUCAGACCUUUGUGGGAUUUUUUUAAUCUCCCACGAGUGGGUGGAAACGCUGUGUACGUGUCAUGCAUCUUCACCACAGGAAGCUGCAGAUGCAAAGCCACAGUCACACAGUGUUUGACGUUAUGUGAGACAGCAGAAGAAGAAAAGAAAAGCAAAAAUAGUAUUUUACUGUAAAUUCUAUCCCGAGUAUUGCUGUAUAUACCCGUACUGUAAUUAUUUAUAUUCACUCCUCGGCUGUAAUUUCACGUUUAAUUGUUUGUGUACAGAAGGAAACACAAAGUGUUUUUUAAAGGAAAUAUAAAGUGUUUAUAUUUGCAUAUCUUUGACUUUUACUGUGUGUCCUUAAACUGUGGAACACUGUGAAAAAACUGCCUCAAACAUAUUAUAUAGUUAUAUAUAUAUAACAGGAUUUCAGUGUCAUGUUGUUAAUAUCUUGGUUUGGAAAGAACAUUUUAUUAAAUGUUGAUUUUAAAGGCAUUUCAAGAUGCACAAAGACAUAGAAUAAGCCUUUAAAACAUAGUGAAAACAAUUAAUAGAAUGUGAAUAGAAUGAGAAAAAAAAAAGUUAAAAUGACAUUACUUUAAAUGUUAAUUUAGAGGGUUAAAAAAAUGGGAAUAAGACUCAGAUAUUUUCUGUAUAUCUAUAGCUGAAAAGUGUGAAAAAUCAAGACGUGUUCCACUACAGUAAAACCAGUUACCAGUUUUAAUGUUAAGGGCUGAUUUUUAUGUAAAAGGAAAUCAAUACUUUGUGCAAUAUUUCACUUAAACAUGUCAUAUUUUAUGCAGUUUUUCAAAGUUUAAUUUGACAUAAAGAGCUGGAUUAUGUUUCAUUCUUUGGUGUCUGAACAGCAGAGGAAGUGAAUGUGUCCCCUGCUGCUGUCACCACGUAUUUUUUCCUCUUAUUAUUGUUUUCUAUCAGCUGCUUCGUUAAUAUUUUGACAUUUUUCACGUUGAUAUCUUCCUCUUGAGGGAAACACUGUGAGGAACGUGUUGUUUUUGUUGUUUGUCAGAUCUCCAUCUGUUUACCUGGCUCCGAUCACAUCAACAUGUCUGAUCUCUAAUCUUAGGAUUAAUGUUUGUGCCAAAUUCACCUGCUCACAAACAGUGACACAGCAGUGUCCUUCCACCAGGUGGCGCUCCAUUAGUCCUUACUGCACACACUGAAUACCAUGUACAAUCCUUGUUCAUAAGCUACAGUAUUUUUCCAGGGUUUUGAAUCUGAUCAAGAUUGAUGGUUAUGGUCUUUAUUAAUAUAAUCAUGUGUGAUCAAAUAUUUAAAUCUGUUUAAUAAAUAAUAUUUUUUCAGA
Solea solea (common sole) is the source of this 2482-nucleotide messenger RNA. RefSeq names its product TPA-induced transmembrane protein-like. Lineage: Eukaryota; Metazoa; Chordata; Actinopteri; Pleuronectiformes; Soleidae. The coding region runs from base 278 to 1060 and encodes 260 amino acids. The transcript has 7 exons. The record is from RefSeq and is a predicted model, not a curated record.